GGGAAGUGAACGAGAAACUUCACGCUCGUCUAAUUUGUGAACUCGCUCAACUGUGAUCAUCGCUUGCAGCGCCCUCUGCACGUAUUUGCUCUCUUCGUCUAAAAUUUGUCAGAAUUUUCACAUUAAAAAUAAUCCUCCAGCAACAAUGAAUGCAGAAAAGUUGAAAAAACUGCAGGCUGAGGUUCGUAUCGGCGGAAAGGGAAUGCCCCGUCGUAAGAAGAAGAUUGUGCACACAAGUUCCGCAGUGGAUGAUAAGAAGCUGCAGCUGUCGUUGAAGAAACUUGGUGUGAAUACCAUUCCGGGUAUCGAAGAGGUCAACAUGAUUAAAAACGACGGCACGGUUAUUCACUUCAACAAUCCGAAAACGCAGGCCUCGCUUGCUACCAACACAUUCGCCAUCACUGGACACAGCGAGACAAAGCAGAUCACGGACAUGCUGCCGAGUAUCAUUUCUCAGCUGGGACCGGAAGGCAUCAAUCAGCUCAAGAAGCUGGCCAAUGCUGCAGUUGCUGAAGACGAUGAUGAUGUGCCCGAAUUAACGGAGAACUUUGAAGAAGCUUCCAAGAAGGAGGUCGAAAACAUAACGCAGAAGGUACAGGAGAUUCCGGUUUCAUAAGUUGACUUUUCACCUCCCCUCUGCCUAUCUAUAUUACUGUGCGUAUUUUGAUCCGUUUGCAUAAGAAUAGUCGCUCACUUCAACACAGUAUAAAAGAUGUGCUUUUAUGUGCGUGCCAAUACAGCACUUCAAAAGUCGGCUCGUGAGCACAUCUUUUCCGCAAUUAGUCAUCCGCUGCAAGAUCAAUUUUUUUUUACAAUUUGGUCUACAAGUCGAAUUUUUCCCUUGUUCUUAAUUUGUUUGUGCUUCACACAACAAAAAGGUGAAUGAGAAAUCUCUCAGCAUAGUGCAGUUUAGCUCUCGUCGACGGACAAUGUGGGAAAAUCAAUAACAACUACGACACUCGGUGACUUGUAAAUAGCAAAGAGUGGAAGAAGGAAGCAAAACAUGAUUGAACAACAGCAGAAAGCAAAGAAUUCUUCGUUAUAAACACAUUUUAAUAAACAAUAAAAGGAAAGAGUAGAUUUAAGGAAACAGAAAAUCCCUACAA
Messenger RNA from Topomyia yanbarensis, 1106 nucleotides. RefSeq names its product transcription factor BTF3 homolog 4-like. Gene Ontology annotation, cellular component: cytosol; nascent polypeptide-associated complex. The transcript has 2 exons. NCBI's taxonomy places the organism in Eukaryota, Metazoa, Arthropoda, Insecta, Diptera, Culicidae. Bases 146 to 616 code for a protein of 156 amino acids. The record is from RefSeq and is a predicted model, not a curated record.